Molecule: messenger RNA, 2765 nt
Organism: Pieris brassicae (large cabbage white)
Lineage: Eukaryota; Metazoa; Arthropoda; Insecta; Lepidoptera; Pieridae
Product: voltage-gated potassium channel subunit beta-2-like
Exons: 14
Coding region: 387-1841 (484 amino acids)
Biological process (GO): regulation of potassium ion transmembrane transport; potassium ion transport
Cellular component (GO): cytoplasm; voltage-gated potassium channel complex
Molecular function (GO): transmembrane transporter binding; potassium channel regulator activity; voltage-gated potassium channel activity
Source: RefSeq, a predicted model, not a curated record
UUCUCGUUCCGUAAAAAUAACCCAUACGUGAUUUUCAGUAUCCACUGCGAAUAAACGUGUUUAGAAAACUGCUUCGAUAUUUCAGGAGUUAUUAUUAUGGUGAACCACAAGCAGAGCGCAUGUGCAGAACUCGCUGGAACUGCGUACGCAUAGCUGGGGCAGUCGUCGCUCUUUCUCCGCAGACGGCAAACCGCAGUGCACGAAUUCGUUGAGGGUUUAAGCAAGAGCGGAUUCGAGAGCAGCAGUCAGCCUGUGGUAGACCAUCGUGUGACCUGCGUUAGUCCUAGAUAUUAGAUAGUUAGGCUUUGCUUGCUUUUCUACGUGUGACUUAACCCGCUACAUCCUAUCCUUCAAUCGUGAGAGUGUAUGUUUCAGACGAGUUAGGUAUGAAGAGAGCGGAGCAGCGGCAGAACAAAGGAAACACCAUGUCACGCAGCGAAUCCACGGUCAGCCGACGCACACCGCACACACCACUCGGUCUACCCGACAGCGUCAGCAUAGACUCCAACCCUAUGCUCACCAUAUACCGAUGCCGAGCACCCAUCGCGUCACUGGACUGUAUGGACGAUUUCAGCACAAACUCUGCUCUGCACUUAUUUCAACCAGCCAGUUGGGAAAAUAUGGCACGUCAGUCGUCAGUGUAUAUGGGGAACCACGCAAGUAUGCCAUCAUCAGUGACUCCGGGACUUCGUUACAAAAACAUGGGCAAGUCAGGAUUGCGAGUGCCCAACAUAGGCCUCAGCCUGUGGACUAUGCUGAACGAAGAUGUCGCUGAAGACCUCGUCAUGACAGCUCUCGAGAGUGGAAUCAAUUUAUUUGAUUUAUCUAAAGCUCAUAACGCACAGGGUGAAGCAGAAUUGGGCAGAAUACUGAAGAAAAGAAACGUGAAACGAUCCAGUAUUAUUAUUACAACCAAAAUCUAUUGGAGUACUAAGUGUGAAGAAAGAGGUCAAUCUCGAAAACAUAUAAUAGAAAGCGUGAAGGAGUCACUGGGGAGGCUCCAGCUAGAGUACAUAGACUUAGUUCUUGUACAUAAAGUGGAUCCCGUGUGUCCGAUGGAAGAAUUGGUCCGAACAAUGAACUACCUCGUAAACCAAGGUUACGCGAUGUAUUGGGGUACAGCGCGCUGGACUCCAUCCGAGAUAAUGGACGCGUACUCUAAGUGUCGAUCAUUCAAUUGCUGUACGCCGGUCGUCGAGCAGACUGAGUACCAUAUGUUCUGUCGUGAAAAGACCGAACUGUACAUGCCAGAAGUGUAUCAUAAAAUUGGAGUGGGAACUAUGGUGUGGUCUGCACUUACUACUGAUAAGGGUUUGCACCAUGAGGAGGUGGCAGAGUUAUUUGCCAAAUCUCGGUUCAACCGCAAGUACAGCACAUUUAGCUGGUGGGAGGAGGAAGUCGUUGCUAACAAUGAACUCGAAAACAAUGAAUCUACAGUAGCCGAAGAAUCACGAAGUUUCAAGGACAAACUGAGAGCUCUCUCCGACCUAGCAAAUGCCUUGAAUUGCUCGAUAAGGCAGUUGUCGGUGGCGUGGUGUCUUAAAAAUGAAAAUGUAAACUGCUUACUUCUAGGCGCUACAAGUGUCGAACAAUUCAAAGAAAAUAUACACGCACUGCAGAUCGUGCCUCAAUUGUCUCCGGCGGUGAUUAUGGACAUCGAAAAAAUUCUGGCAAACAAACCUCAGCGACCCCCGAUGAUAUCAACUCUGACGAUGAGAAACCAACAGAACGCCAAACCAGACGCGACUGAUGGCACAGAGACGCCGAAAGAAGAUGAUGUAGAAGCCAACGUUGUGACCCCCGAGAAGGAGGAAGAAGUCAGGGGUUGUGCGGUUCAAUGACAUUGGUGGAAAGGAAGCUCUGACACGGCUUCCAAGUCUAGUAAAUCUAAGGACUCGCUGCUAAAAGACUCGAAACCUAAGUUCUUUUUGAACAAUGCGGGCGCGGUGAUACGGCGCGUAGAACAUGACGGCGUGACAUCCGAUACAGUAGUAUCUGUAUCUUCUUUGAAGGGCAAACAACCAGCAUCAGGAGGCAGCAAGGGUAAGAAGUCUAAGUCGGAAUCCUCCCAGUCACGUUCUGCCUCGCUGCAGCGCUCCACGUCAGGGCAAUUGGCGAGCUCCCGAGACCGUAAAAUGUCUAGGUUCAAUCUGGGAUCACCUGCUGAUGUAUAAAGUAUGAAACAUGGCGGAAUCCAGGGCAAGAAAAUGAUCAUAAACUUUUGUAAAAUUAGAUAUACAUUUUGUAAUUAUUUCACUUAAGGACAAAAACUGACAUCGUUUACCACAAAUUAGUUUAAGGUAUCACUAUAUAGAGGUCAAUAUUCAUGUGGCUAUAACCUAUAAUGUUUUAUCGUUACAAAAGAGAAAAAUAUUAUUUACUAGAAAAUAAGUGCCUCCGUUACCUACCUAAUGGAAGUAAUGUAUAUUAUUUUAGUAUAGUAAAUAUAUAGUUUAGUAUGUAGCGCAUAAAUUGCUGUAUAUACUAUUUUUAUUUUUGAAAUUGUUUAGAAAGUUGUCACACACAUGAACAUGACUUUCACUAAAUAUUAUAGUAUAAAGUACUUAUUUUAGCUAUAAGGUCAAAUAAAUCUUGCGCACUGUGUCACAUAUCAAUUGUUAUAACAAUGUGAUUGUAAAUAGAAAUGUAAUAGUCAAUUUACAUGAAAGGACCGAUUUAAUGUUAGUAGGUACCAUGCGCUUUGUUGUUUGACUAAACUAAAUAAUUCAAUCAGCCUUAUGAAUGUAUGUAUAUAAUAUAGUGUU